Rotaria socialis is the source of this 468-nucleotide messenger RNA. Lineage: Eukaryota; Metazoa; Rotifera; Eurotatoria; Philodinida; Philodinidae. The record is from the annotation of a GenBank genome assembly.
AUGCGUUCAUCUUACGAUACAUAUUCAUCAUCAACGUCAAACUCCACUUAUAGAAGUCCAUCAAGCCAUUUGGACUUUACUCCAAUAUCUCAUGGAAGUGAUCGAGCAGAAUUUCACGAUCGUUAUCAAAACCGAUAUGCAUGGUUAGAAAAAAAUCAUGUUAAUGAUGUUGGUUCACAAUAUAAAUCAUUAGGUAAACAAGUUGACCAUAAACCAUCAACAUGGAGAUGCGAAGAUCAAGCGGAAGCUGGAAAAGAAUUUUUACGCAUAAAUGAUGAAUGUGCUGAUAAAAUCUAUGACAUUCGUGAACGCAGUGACAUAUCACGUGAAUUUCUUCUUAACUCGGAUGGUGUUGCAACACGAUUCUAUCAAUUAGAAGCCGAUGCCUUAAAAAAUCGUUAUGAAUUAAAUAACAUGAAACGUAAAUUAGAUGGUAUUAAACAAUUACGUGCUCGUUUGUUUAAAUAA